This is a messenger RNA of Leptidea sinapis, 3539 nucleotides long. It is a transcript of the gene Arl2, whose product is annotated as ADP-ribosylation factor-like protein 2. Gene Ontology annotation, cellular component: microtubule cytoskeleton; cytoplasm. The coding region runs from base 165 to 719 and encodes 184 amino acids. Gene Ontology annotation, molecular function: GTP binding; GTPase activity. Gene Ontology annotation, biological process: protein folding. The record is from RefSeq and is a predicted model, not a curated record. The transcript is spliced from 4 exons. NCBI's taxonomy places the organism in Eukaryota, Metazoa, Arthropoda, Insecta, Lepidoptera, Pieridae.
GAUUGACUCUAAGAUUUAUUCGUAUUUUCUCAGAGUUUAUUUGCCAUAAAAUCAAAAAAUAAAAUCUGAGUUUAUUUAUUAUUUACUGCUACUGAAAUCUGGUUUUAAUAUUAUGUAUUUGUAUCAAAACUAAAUCCUUUUAAUUAUUACUAUCAGCUAUUAAAAUGGGUUUUUUAACGAUAUUAAAAAAACUUAGACAGAAAGAAAAAGAAAUGAGAAUUUUAAUGCUAGGUCUAGAUAAUGCUGGCAAGACAACUAUUCUUAAAAGGUUCAAUGGUGAGCCAAUCGAUACUAUAUCUCCGACACUAGGGUUUAAUAUUAAAACAUUAGAACAUAAGGGAUACAAACUUAACAUUUGGGAUGUUGGUGGCCAAAAAUCUCUGAGAUCAUAUUGGAAAAACUACUUUGAGAGCACAGAUGGGGUUGUGUGGGUGGUGGACAGUGCAGACUGGCGCCGGUUGGGGGACUGUGCCAAGGAGCUCCACACACUGCUCAGAGAAGAAAGGCUUGCUGGGGCUACACUUCUUGUCUUUGCAAAUAAGUCUGAUUUGCCAGGAGCAUUAACCGUAGAGGAGAUUAAAGAGGCUCUGGACUUGGACAAUAUAAAGAGCCAUCACUGGCGUAUUGUGCCAAGUUCUGCAGUCACUGGGGAGAACCUCCUCGAUGGUGUAGACUGGAUGCUGGAUGAUAUUGCUUCCAGGAUAUUUACCCUUGACUAGAGUUGGUGGUAGUGUCUUUAUGUUAACAAUUUUUUGUACACCAUACUAAAAUGGUAAAUAACUGAGCAACUGUAAAGCUUAAACAAUUGUUAUUGUAAGUAUUAUAAUACAGUCUAAUUGAUGGCAAUAGUGAACAAUACGGUGUUAUUGCAAACAAAUAAUUUAAACCCAUAUUUUUACCGGAGUUUUUGCAAAAAAAUAAUUUUAACCGAUCUUAGACAUGUGGUUUGUUAAACAGUGACUGAAUAUAACAACGUCAGUGCCCUAGCAAUAAGGACGUCUAAAAUGGAGUUUAUCUUUUUCUAUUAUAAAACAGUGUUAAGCUUGUGUUAAACUAAAACGUUUUUACACACAAUAUAAGUUACUGAACGCAAUUUUUGUUAACUGUCAUCUAUCUGUCAUCAAAUACCUAAUCUAAAUCUUCUAUAUGAUUUGCAACUUUUUUAAAACAAGUGUUCAACACAUGUUUAACUUUUUUGUAAUAACACAGUUAAUAUUUUUUAUAAAAUUAUAGUUGAUAGACCUUCAAAAUUUUAAUAAUAUAAUGUUAUAACAAGUUUUCCAUCACAAUUGUAAAGAGAAUCUUGCUUUACUGCUUAAGGCUAAUUCAAGAUAUUAACAUGUUUACACGCUUUUAACUUUAUAUUACCACAGCAGUAACACGGACUAGUAAAAAAAGAAGGACUCCGCGCCGUGAUAUUAGCAAGUGAAGCACCUUUAUGCUAGUGUGUGUGCGGUUACAGGGGAUACUAGUUACACAAUUUUUUCUCCCUUAGAUAAUCAAAUAUCCGCAAAUACUUUUAUAUUAUUGUUUUUACAUUUUUUCACAAUACACAACGGCAUUUUUAAAAUAGUUUAUUGCGACGCAAACUGAUCUGUCACAGACGAUGGCAAAUGGCGGCCGCUCGGCUUGUAUUAGUGUAGUGUGUAUGUAUUUACACCCGUUUACCGGCUUGUUUUGGUGCCUCACUGUUAUGUAAGGUGACACAGAGUCUUUAUUUUUUACUCGUCCCGUGAGCAGUAAUAAGUAGUUUAUGAUAUCAUUAAGUCCUGUCUCAUUGAGUUGAAACUAUUUUUUACUGGUUGGUAUAUUAUUAGCAUUAUUUUCCUCACAAGUGUAUUGACAAACACUCCUAUGUCAUCGCGUGCAUAAAACCAUCUCUUGUGAAAUUUCCAAUAUAGCACACUAGUUUCAUAAUGUAAUAGAUAUUGUAUAUAUAACCAAAAAAUAUAUCUCAUGAAACAAAUUUAAACACAUCUGAAGUUUAGUUUAGAAUAGAUCGUCGGUUAAUAAUUACGGAUAUCUCAACUAAAAUUAUUGAACGAGAGUACGGGUCACCUGAUGUAGAAGUGAUCACCAGAAGAAUUAUAGUAGCGUUGUCAGCCUUUUAGAAAAGUGUACGCUUUUUUUUAAAGGUACCCAUGUCGUACCGGUCUGGAAAUACCACAAUAGGCAUAGUUUGGUUGUAUGUGGAAGAAAGGUCCUUGAAAACCGCAAGUCUCCAGAUGGAGUAUAUCCUAGUUUGUGUCGUGGCUUGUGAAUGAGUCAUUCGGGUUAAAAAGCUCUUCAGAAGACUCGCCGUCAAAAAUGCAGUACUACACUACUAAUGCAGUACAGACGUGCAAUACGUCUCCACUCAAAGCCAAGUGAUCGACCCCUAUGCCAUGUCCAUACCCCUAUGUCAAUGAUCUGCUACCGUAACUGACUCUUUCUUGCAGCACUGUGCGAAAUGCUAUCAAUCUCCCACCUUUCCUACGUUUGUACCCAAUGAUACAGAUACGGUGAUCUUACUUUCUUCAGAAAAGAGAAGUUGACUCCAUUGAAGGACCAAUUUUUUUUUUAUGACGGUAAGGGAAGAGGCGACCAGGACGUUCAGCUGAUAGUAAUAAAUACGCCCUGCUCAUUACAAUGCCCAAAAAUUCUGAACGGCACUACAAUUAAGCUCGUCACCUAGAGACAUAAGAUGUUAAAGUCUCAUUUGCCCAGUAAUUUCACCAGCUACGGCGCCCUUCAGACCGAAACACAAUAAUGCUUCCACAUUACUGUGUCACGGCAGAAAUAGGCGCUGUUGUGGUACCCAUAAUCUAGCCGGCAUACUGUGCAAAGGAGCCUCCCACUAGUAAAAUAAAUCUAUUGUUAGAAUCGCUCCCAGAUCAAUCCUCCAUCCUGACGAAGCCUCACUUUUGUAGUCGAAUAAAAUGAAGAUUUCUCAAAGAAACUGAAACAAUUACUUACUAGUCAUCUUGCUAAGACGUGAAUUGAUAUCUACCAGAUCCUUUGGACGACGAGUAAAAAUACCAGUCUCCCGAUAACGCUGAUACUCUAUUGACACCAGAGAGGCUAAGAUGUAGCCAAGUCACGCUGACUAUGCCCUGAAUUGAACAACGCCUUUAGUACCAUGUCACAAUUACACACGAGCACUGUUACAGUAAAACGAUAUUUUAUACAAAAAAAGUGUUUCAUUAAUCAAAAAUUUUGGCGAAUAAAUAUUUUAGAUAUUUCAUCCCGGUUUAAAUUAAUUUGUGUAGUACACCAUUGUGUAAACUAAAUGGCUGAGCUUUUUAUUGGUGUACUUCUCUUUAAUAAUUAUCUAAAUGCCGCCUGAAUUAGUACUACUAGCCUACUGUUUCGAUUUUCAUGAGAAGAUUACUAUUUUCUUUAUAUGGUCUCAGUUGUGACUAUGAAUCUUACAUGUGACUUGUAAUACGUACAGGUUUCGCAUCUUAGCAUAUUUGUAUAGUAUGUGACGUCUUAUUUAAAAUUAUGAAUGUGAUUAUAGGUACUUUUUUUAAAUUUUUAAUAAAACAAUAACAAAACUA